This is a messenger RNA of Tremella mesenterica DSM 1558, 909 nucleotides long. RefSeq lists its product as uncharacterized. Lineage: Eukaryota; Fungi; Basidiomycota; Tremellomycetes; Tremellales; Tremellaceae. The record is from RefSeq and is a predicted model, not a curated record. The coding region runs from base 1 to 909 and encodes 302 amino acids. The transcript has 3 exons.
AUGCCCCCAAGACGUGUUACACGCAGUACUGAGACUCCACGAGAUCAGACAUCCAAGCGACCGAGGGGACAUGAAGCACCACCACCAGUGGUGAACCCUACCGAUCCCCCGUGCAUAAGCCCCACUCCCAAGAUCCACGAGAGAUAUACAAAAGGAGAUUGUCGGUUGAUUUCCAGUGACGGCAUGAUAUUACUCAUCCCCCUCUAUCACAUACAGUCUAACAGUGUUGUUCUCCGAGAAGCUCUUCAUUUAAACCCCACCUACCCCUCAACACAAGAAACAACCUUCGAAUUCGAUGAUCCCACCAUAGAAACCUCUUCCAUCCUCAUCGAUUUUCUAGAUUAUAUCACCAACACUUCUCCUCCUUCUAAUCAUAAUCUUUCCGAUACUUCCUCCGGUACUCACAAUCACGGACGAUACAUAUCAGACGCGAAAGGGGAAGGUCUCGAUAAAGCAUACAACACUAUUCGAUUUUGUCAAAAAUGGGAUUGUCAACAUUUCCUUAAACGAAUCUUAAUCGAUUUGACAAUCUCUUUAUCAUGUUUAUGUCCUGAUUAUGGUUCGAAUUAUUAUGAUCCUCAAAGACUUUUCCUUAUCGGAGCUGAAUUUGAUGAUCCAUGUUUAUGUGCGACUGUCAUCCGAACUCAUCCAAAGUAUCUAGAAUGGUGUGAUCCUGCCAUUUACCCCAAGGAUCCGGAUACAUGGUGCGGAAACGAUAGAUUGAAAGAUGACGCUUUAUUUCCAACUUGUUGGGAAUAUCAAGAUUUCGAUCUCAAACCUCGUUACACGUACGCUUUGUUGGUAGCUACUAGAGGUUACUCCCCUUUACCAACGGAUGAUAAGUAUCCUAGAGGAGAUGAGUGGGAUGAUAUUUCUUACAAUUUUUUGAAGAUCCUUGAGGGGCAAUGA